Messenger RNA from Cuscuta europaea, 1088 nucleotides. The record is from the annotation of a GenBank genome assembly. Lineage: Eukaryota; Viridiplantae; Streptophyta; Magnoliopsida; Solanales; Convolvulaceae.
UCUUUUUUAUUAGCAUUCCAGACGCGAUGAACACCAUAAUGUCUGCAUCUCUUUUUAGCUCCCACGUAUUAUUGAAGAAGACCCCCUCAUCAUGUUUGUCUCUAAAAAAUGGUGUUUUUAGAGACCACUUUACGGUUGUAAGCUCAAGGUUUCAAGCGAACUCGAAUUGGCUGGAUAAUAACAAGGCCGUGAACAAGUCUAUGAAGGAGGGGUGUUUAGGAGACUCUAGAUCAAUCAAAGUUGAAGAGGCUGAAGAAGAAGAUAACUCCAUUUCCAGUGGAACAUCAUCUACAGCUACUUUCCCCACACUUGAUAAAGAACUCAAUAAGGUGGUUCAAAAGACGGCUGCUACUUUUGCACCAAGGGCUUCAACUGCAACAAAGAAUCCUGCUGUAGCUGGAACCACAUUAUACACUGUGUUUGAAGUCCAGGGUUAUAUCUCAAUGCUGCUAGGUGGGGCUCUCUCAUUCAAUCUCAUUUUUCCAUCAAAUGAGCCAGACAUAUGGAGACUCAUGGGGAUGUGGUCCGUCUGGAUGUUCACUAUUCCAUCCCUUCGGGCAAGAGAUUGCUCAAAGAACGAGAAAGAAGCACUCAAUUAUCUCUUCCUCCUUAUCCCACUACUAAACAUCACAAUUCCAUUCUUCUUGAAAUCGUUUUCCGUUGUUUGGUCACUGGAUGUUGUAGCAUUUUUUGCAAUGUAUGCAUGGAAGUUCGGAUGGCUUCAGAAACAGUAAUGGUGUAAUGAAUAGAAUUUAGAUCCUUCAUGCCAAAUGAUCAUUGUCUUGGGAACCAUUAUAUUACACUCUAGCUUAAGCACAUUUGGGAGAGAGAGAGAUUUGGAUGCUUUGAACUUCUGUUUAGUGUUCAGUUGUUCACUACUUAUUAAUUUCUAAGAAAGUAAAUAUGCACCCUUUUCUGCCAAUGUGAUCUAGCCAAAUUGGUUAGUUAUGAGGCCUCGAGAUGUAGAGGACCUAGUGCUUUUCUUUUUACACCUAUUGUCACUUGUUAUUCAUAUGUACAGCAACUCUUAUAUUUGUACUGUUGAUUCUAUUGUUACCUUAAAAUAUAUACAUAUUUUUUACAAUUUC